Messenger RNA from Propithecus coquereli (Coquerel's sifaka), 1710 nucleotides. RefSeq names its product abhydrolase domain containing 14A (gene ABHD14A). Gene Ontology annotation, cellular component: cytoplasm. The record is from RefSeq and is a predicted model, not a curated record. NCBI's taxonomy places the organism in Eukaryota, Metazoa, Chordata, Mammalia, Primates, Indriidae. The transcript is spliced from 6 exons. The coding region runs from base 366 to 1526 and encodes 386 amino acids.
GUUUUCCCAAUGCCUCCGAGUCUGUUUCCUGCCUGUAGGGUGAGUUGGGUGUUGCCAACCUCUGCAGGAUACCAAAAAGAAGUAAACCCGACGUGCUCCGUACAGCCUUCCUCUGCUGGGCUGGUCGCCGCGCGGAGCCCUGAGCCUGGGACAGACCAGACGUUGGUCACAUACCGCCAACCAGGAUAGGUACCAUGAGUACACGUGAAGGUCCCCCCACCACCGUGUGUGUGUGUGUGCAGGGAAGUGGUUGGGCUGAGAACUGGAGCUGCUGCAUAACAAUAUCUGGCAUUCACACAAGGAGGCCUCUGCUGCACACUGUUCUCGGCUUGACCGGUCCUUAAGUAUGUACUUAUGACAGCCCUAUGCUGUGGAUCUUAACUCCUGUACAGACUGGAGAGCUGAGCGAGGAUGAAGAUGUUUUGGGGGGAAGAAGCCAGGUGGCUCUCCACUACUCCUCAGGCCAAAAGCAACCUGGAAAACCUGGACGGGCCUCAGAGCUCCGGGGCGCCACCCCCAGUACCCCUUCCAAGGGGCCUGCUCUGUUACCGGGCGCCAGGCCCGCGGCUGCGGACUGCGCAUGCGCGCCUCCGUGGCCGUACUUCCCGCAGCCGACUGCGAGAACAGCCGCCCGGGCGGCGAAGGCCCCGCCAUGGUCGGGGCGCUGUUCGGCUGCUGGUUCCGCGUGGGCGGGGCCCGCCCGGUUGGCCCGGUACACCGUGCUCCUCCCUGCGCCCGCCACUCGUGUCUCAGCAUUCCCUCCAUCACGGACCUUCUCUACCAUGGUACAGACCUCCAUGAGCCGGUCCCAAGUAGCCCUGCUGGGCCUGAGUCUGCUGCUCAUGCUACUGCUGUAUGUGGGGCUGCCUGGCCUCCCUGAGCAGACUUCCUGGCUCUGGGGAAACCCCAAUGUCACAGUCCUGGCUGGUCUCACCCCUGGCAACUCCCCCAUCUUUUACCGCGAGGUGCUCCCACUCCAUCAGCCACGCAGGGUGGAGGUGGUGCUACUCCAUGGAAAGGCCUUUAACUCUCACACGUGGGAGCAGCUGGGCACACUGCAGCUGCUGUCGCAGAGGGGCUACCGGGCCGUGGCCCUUGACCUUCCAGGUUUUGGGAACUCAGCGCCUUCAAAGGAGGCAAGCACAGAAGCAGGGAGGGCAGGGCUGCUGGAGCAGGUGCUGCAGGACCUGGAGGUGCGGAAUGCCGUGUUGGUGAGCCCCUCGCUGAGCGGCCACUAUGCCCUGCCCUUCCUGAUGCGAGGCCACCACCAGCUACAUGGAUUUGUACCGAUCGCACCCACCUCCACCCAGAACUACACCCAGGAGCAAUUCUGGGCUGUGAAGACCCCAACUCUCAUCCUGUAUGGAGAGCUGGACCGCAUCCUGGCUCAAGAAUCUCUGCGGCAGCUCCGCCACCUGCCCAACCACUCCGUGGUGAAGCUACGCAACGCAGGCCAUGCCUGCUACCUCCACAAGCCGCAAGACUUCCACCUCGUCCUCCUUUCCUUCCUUGACCAUCUGCCUUGAACUAGCCCGCUACCCAGGCCCCAGGCCUGGCCUGAGCUUGAAGGGCCUGGACCACAACUCUCCCACCACCAGGGAGGCAGCCCCUGGGAUUGAAGGUCAGAGGUCAGAGAGUCAGACUCAGCCAGGACCUCUCAUUUCACUUCACAGACACAAUAAAAAAGCAUUUGUCUUGCCUGGGGUGUGA